AAUUCUGCAAAAGAGACUUGUCUUUUCUUUUAAGGCCAAAAGAAGAAGCUAAGCACUAUAAGCAUAGCUCUCUCUUUAGGCCUUUUUUUCCAUUCCUUCUCUUAAAAAUCAUACAAACAAAUCAAAAGCCAAAAAAAUAAAUAAAAAUGACGAAACGUUUGCUCCUUUGUUAUAGAAGAAUGGUUCAUUUGAACAUGAAGAGAAAAGUCAUAUGCAAAUUUACCAUACUACAAAAAUAUUUGAAUUCAUUUUGGAACAAAAUUCUUGCUUGUUGGUUAGGUAAGUCUGUUAAUUAUAGGCAAUUGUCACAUAAUCAAUCUUUUCCUAGCAACACCACCACCAUGAUGGCUUCUUCGCCACCUGCUGAUGUGGCUGUUUCCGAUGGAUUCUCGGGGAAUUUGGCAGCUACAUGUUGUUGUGAUCACUCUAAGGAUUCGUCUGAGGAUGUUGUUGCCUUGAAGAUUAGUCUUUUGGGUGAUAACCAAAUUGGAAAGACAAGUUUCUUGACAAAGUACGUAGGAAAGGAGAAAGUAGAUGAAGGAUUUUCAGCAAAAGGGGUAAAUCAGAUGGACAAAACUCUGUGUGUGAGAGGGACAAGGAUCUCAUAUAGCAUGUGGGAAGUUAAAGGUGAUGUUUCUGGUCCAACUCAAAUUCCAAUGGCCUGUAAGGACUCUGUAGCAAUGUUUUUCAUGUUUGAUCUCACAAGUCGAUGUACACUCAGUAGUGUUCUUAGCUGGCAUCAGCAAGCACGUCAAUGGAAUCAGACAGCAAUUCCAGUAAUGAUAGGGACAAAGUUUGAUGAUUUUGUGAAAUUGCCAUUGGAUCUGCAAUGGACAAUUGCAAGUCAGGCAAGAGCAUAUGCAAAGGCACUAAAUGCAACCCUAUUCUUCUCAAGUGCAACCUACAACAUUAAUGUGAACAAGAUUUUCAAGUUCAUCACUGCAAAGCUCUUCAAUUUACCAUGGACAUUGGAGCGUAACCUCACCAUUGGAGAACCCAUCAUUGACUUUUAGGUUUUCUCUUAUUUUCUGUAAUUAAGAAAAAAAAGAAAAAAAGUUUUCCUUUUUUUAAUUAAAUGUAGAUAAUGAGAGAAUCCAAAAGAUUCAGAGAGAGAGAAAAAUGAUUCACAAUAGUCAACCGGUCACUGGGAAAUUGUUGCAACCAGUGAAAAUUCGGGUUGUCUUCAUAUGACAUUUUAUGCAUUGGAGAAAAAUUUCCAUUUUCUUUUUCU
This is a messenger RNA of Lycium barbarum (goji berry), 1231 nucleotides long. Its product is annotated as septum-promoting GTP-binding protein 1-like. The coding region runs from base 147 to 1013 and encodes 288 amino acids. The record is from RefSeq and is a predicted model, not a curated record. Gene Ontology annotation, molecular function: GTPase activity; GTP binding. The transcript has 5 exons. Lineage: Eukaryota; Viridiplantae; Streptophyta; Magnoliopsida; Solanales; Solanaceae.